Molecule: messenger RNA, 1492 nt
Organism: Lepus europaeus (European hare)
Lineage: Eukaryota; Metazoa; Chordata; Mammalia; Lagomorpha; Leporidae
Product: serine protease 44-like
Exons: 6
Coding region: 1-1050 (349 amino acids)
Biological process (GO): proteolysis
Molecular function (GO): serine-type endopeptidase activity
Source: RefSeq, a predicted model, not a curated record
AUGGCGUCCCUAGAGGGUCCCCGCGGGGGCCUGUCCCUGGGCCUGCUGCUGUGGCUCCAGCUGGCUCAGCCCGUGCUCAGUGAGGCCCUGGGUGUGGGUUACCGAGCCAAGGAGGAAUCUGGGGUGACCGUGCUGAGCCCAGAGCCCCCGGGACCCCCGGGACCCCCGAAAUCCCUGAGGAUCCCGGAAGUCACUGCAGCUCCGGGGUCUCCAGUGCCGGCUGGGCCUGCGGGACCCCGGGUCAGAACCAUGAAGAUAGUGGGUGGAGCACCGGCCCCGGAGAGGAGGUGGCCCUGGCAGGUGAGCCUGCGGAUUGGAUACAGCCACUUCUGUGGCGGCUCCCUCAUCGCCAGCAGAUGGGUGCUGACUGCGGCCCACUGCAUAUUAAGAUACGCAGAGUACAUGGUGCAGCUGGGAGACCGAAUGCUGGACGGUUCUUCAGAACAGGCACUCGUGGUCCCUGUUCAGAAAAUCAUCAUCCAUAAAGAUUUCGAAGUUGCAUCUAUGACUCAUGACUUGGCCCUUCUUCGCCUGGCCUACUCCGUGAAUUUCUCUUCGUACAUCCAGCCCGUGUGCCUCCCUGAAAAGUCUCUGACAGUGAAAGCUGGGACGCUGUGCUGGGUCACGGGAUGGGGCCAGCUGUCAGAGAACGGGAGUUCACAGAUGCCAGUUGAACUUCAGGAAUCUCAACUAAGAAUUAUUCACUUCGAUCAGUGUAACGGGAUGCUCCAGAACAAGCUGUCAACUCGCACUGAUUUGGUCAAACUGGGGUCUAUCUGUGGCUACAGUGCCCAAGGAAAGGAUGCCUGUCAGGGAGAUUCUGGGGGGCCCUUGGUCUGUGAGUAUAAUGAAACAUGGAUCCAGGUGGGGGUUGUGAGCUGGGGCGUUGGCUGCGGUCGCCAAGGCUAUCCUGGAGUCUACACAGAAGUUGGAUACCACAAGGACUGGAUUUUUAGGCACCUGAGUCUGGCCAGCUGUCUGGACUCAGCUGCCUUCCUCAUUUUAAGCCUGUGUCUGGUGCUGUCCCUACACAUCCUGGGGACCUCGUAAUGGCUGCAGCCUACUCUUCUCCAAUUUCCGAGACUCGCACUAAACUUCUCACCCGAUCCACUCUUCUAUUUCAAUAUCCUUUCCUCAAAAUCUAGUUGGCAUUGAUUGACCUUGAAGAGGUCCACACUCUAGACCAUGGCAGGGAGACUGGGGCCUACAAAAUAUCCGGCUUAGUGUCCUGGUCACCAGCUGUCUUGGCCAACCCUACUCGUGGGCUGCAUUUACUUGGGAAAGAGGGGGUAAACUAAGCCCAUCUAGAAGCAGGCUGCCAGGUGGAGCAAGAUGGCUGCCGACGUCUUAGUAUCUACCAAAGAAGAGACAGCAUCAACAGUGAAACAAGCCCUAUACAUGCCUCUGAUUUCAGGGCUCUGGCCUAAGAUUUUUGUCAAACUAGUUAGCGUGGUGAUUGCUCGGAGGGGAUGAAGGAGCAUAGCCAGGUCCC